Molecule: messenger RNA, 1991 nt
Organism: Verruconis gallopava
Lineage: Eukaryota; Fungi; Ascomycota; Dothideomycetes; Venturiales; Sympoventuriaceae
Exons: 2
Coding region: 116-922 (268 amino acids)
Biological process (GO): nuclear-transcribed mRNA catabolic process, RNase MRP-dependent; maturation of 5.8S rRNA from tricistronic rRNA transcript (SSU-rRNA, 5.8S rRNA, LSU-rRNA)
Cellular component (GO): ribonuclease MRP complex
Molecular function (GO): rRNA primary transcript binding
Source: RefSeq, a predicted model, not a curated record
AUAAUAGCCCCGUACACAAAAGAAUCGGAUCGGCUAUCCAAAAUGUGAUAUCGAGAAUAUAUCAUGAGUAGAUAGACACGCUUUGCCCCUACUUAUCGACUUUCUCGCGAACAAUAUGACAUCACGAUCGAUGUCGACCACAGUUCCUCCGUGGCAGCAAUUUAAGCUUCCCGAACAUGCAAUCCAAGAACUGACAAACCAGUGGUCGAUUCUACAUCUACUCCAUCAUAGGUCAAAAAAUCAACAUCGGCACUCUACAUGGUACCGAUUCUUUAACAUGUUCCGCAAGCAGCUGCGCGGCAUUCUUGACGAACUGGAUCCAUCAGUCAGUAAAACGGCAUUGCCCAGUCACAAAUCUAGAGUUUUCGAAGAGAACACACGAAGGGCAAACAAGCGGCUUGAUUUUUGGGCAGAGACUAUGGUUUCAAGAUGGCAUCAGGCAUUCCGACAGUUGAUCGGAGAUACGCAAUUCGCCGUUAUUGGACUGACCCUUCUGGCAGUGCUGGGAAGCGUGGUCAAUAUUCUUGACGUGCUGCCGAGGAUGCAGCGACUGCAUUCAGUGCUAUUCGACAAGUCGCUGCGCGAAGCGAAGAAAAGAAGAAUAGACUUGAAACUGAACUUGAGCGAUGCCCUUGAGACUAUGGAGACAGCUCACGAUGAUACGGGGCUUGUUGUCGAGCGUGAUGCAUCGGAUGUUGAUAUGAAAGAUAUUGGGACUCUGGUGGAGAGAAAAACAGAGUUUGAAACGUCAAAGGAUGCUACAAGCGCGCCAACUGAACAAAUUGAUUCUGCUUCUGAGAGCUCCAGGGCUUUCACCACCAAGUCGACAAAGAGGGCAUCGAUUAAGAAGGAGAAAGGCUCAACAAUGAAACGGAAGAAGGGAGGAGACGAGAUUGACGACCUAUUCGCUGGCCUCCUGUGAUAAGCUUUGCGUACACAAGAUUGCUGGAGUAAAUUCAUUUUGUGCAAAAUUGCCAAAUACUUCCGCCUAGACCAACGCUGACAAUCAGGUGGAAUGCCAACGUCCAAGACAUGGUGAACAGAUAUUUCGGGCUAAAAACAGUCCAUAUGAACAAGUGUGUACGGAGCACGGUGCAAGCGAUCAUAACCGCCAUGAGAGACACGGAUGUGAACAGUGUAAGCACUGUUGUGUGAAGGAAGAACACAGAUCGUCGCUGCAUCGCAUCUGCCUCCUCCGGAGCAGCAAAUUCGCUUUUGUUUGGAAUCAGAUUGUCCAUCUCCAUUUGCACCCAGCGCUUCCUCUUCUCUUCCGCACUCGUGUUCAUGUCAAUGGGUUCGGGAACUGUUGACUGCACGAGAAGCAAAAUUCCGGAUACGCUCCACCAGACCGGCCCUGCCCAGUUCCCGAGGAAGACGAGGAUGCCGACAGCUAUGACGCUGUAUCCUGAUAUCCCGUUGUACGCAUUCGAGAGGUCGAUGGAAGAAAUUGCGUUGCUAUUGCCUAGUGCGAAGAAGUACGUUUGGCCCAUGACCAGAGCUGUGAUCGUUAUCUGGAGGGGCGACAAUUGCAGGUCCGAUAGAAGUUCGAGCUGAAUGGUUGACAAUAAGAAGAGAGAUUAGUCUUGCGCUUCCGACCAGAGGUAUCUGCUCUAGUAGGCGAACGUUGUCAUCGCCCAGCCACGAAAGCAAUUCUGGGGCGUCGUUUGCGGUAAAGCCAAGCUUGAAAAGGUAUGCCGGUACUACCUGCGCAAGUGAGCACGCUGUGCCCAGAGCGGGGCCCGUCUUGAGGUCGUGAACAAUGUGGUUUCCAAUGCGAUAGAGCAGCAUGAGGUAAGUCAUAGUCACAAGGAGCCAGAGUAUGGCGGCGUUCGGCCGGAGGAUAUUUUGCGCAAUAUCUGGCGCGCCUGCAAAUUUUUGGCCUGUCUGGUUCCAACGUUGGGCCACUCGAUGAAAAGCUAGUAUAAUGAGCAGUCUCAUUCCCGCAGGCCUAGUCGUCGCAUUCUGAAGCCUGACAUGCUGUUAGCCCCGAG